UCUUGCUCUGCUCCAUGCAAACCUUGCUGCUCCCGCGCUCCGACUUCGACGUUCCCCGCGCUUAUCCUCUCCCGCCGCCCGCCGACCCGCCGCAGUGCUAUCCGUAGAUGGCAGAUGGUCACCGCCAUCUGUUGCACUCCUUCUCGAACCCGCUUUCGCCGAACGGCAUCUCUAGCGAGCAGAUCGCCAACGGGCUCUUUCUGAACUCGAUCCUUACCCAUCUCGCCGCCGUCCAGCCGCCGUCAUCGCCUUCUAACCCCCCCGCCCACGGCUCCGCGAGCCAGAACACGACGCGCGGUAUGUACGCCCAGAACCACCAGCAGGGGCACACCUCCCGCAUCAAUGGCGCGCCGGGCCGGCAGCAGACCAUGCCCAUGCUGUACAACUUCCAGCAGCAGCCGGCCCACCCCCACCAGGCCCACGCUCAGCACCACCAGAGCAUACAGCCCGACCACGGCGGCCAUGGCACUGGCACGGCCCUCAUGGGCCAUUCGGCCUUCUCGAGCGGCGUCCUGUCCAAUGCGAGUCCCUACUCCGCGGGCGCGAUGCAGAACGGCCAUGGGUCCACCUCCCGGACCGGCCAGCCGCAACAGAUUACGGAACACUGGGCAGAACAGUUGCGGUUGCACAAGGAGGCGGAACGAGCGCAUGCCACUAUGACUGAGCAGAGCCAGCCUCACUUUUAUGCAAGGCUUAAGGCGGCCGAGAACAGGGGUAUUAGCGGCGGCGCUCUCGCCGGGGCCGAUGCCGGGCCUGCCGUCGACGGCGAGGACGAUAGGAGACGGCCCUGGAGCCUGGACAAGACCAACAAGCGGCAGGAUUGGUACAACCUCGACAUGAGCGGCCAGGGACUGCGUGUCUUGGGACCCCCGCUGUUCGCUUACGACUUCUUGCAGGAGCUCUACAUCGCCUCCAACCGCCUGACUUACCUCCCCGCCGAGAUUGGGCGUUUGCGUCACCUGCGCCAUCUCGAUGCCUCCCACAACCUGCUCACGGAGCUCCCUCCCGAGAUCGGCAUGUGCACCAACCUCAAGUCGCUGUAUCUCUUCAACAACCAGAUCCGCGACCUGCCCUCCGAGGUUGGAUCGCUGUACCUCUUGGAAAUGCUCGGCAUCGAAGGCAACCCUCUCGACCCGUCGCUGAAGCAAGAGAUCAUGGGCGGCGACACAAAGAGCUUGGUGAACCGGCUCCUUCUGAAAGCUCCAGUGCCCAUCCCUCCUGCAGAAAGAAAGGCGAUCGUGGUGCAAGAAGAUGUGUCGCCUAACCUCGAGCGCAUCAAGAUCCUCUCAUGGAAUAUCCUUUGCGACAAGUUCGCCACGAGUGCCCUCUACGGCUACACGCCCCCAGCCGCGCUCUCGUGGGAUUACCGGAAACAGAGGAUCAUGCAAGAGCUCCGCGACAAGGACGCCGACAUGCUGUGUCUCCAGGAGAUCGCGACCGACGUGUUCCGCGACUUUUUCAGCCCGGAACUGGCCCAGGAUGGCUACAAGGGGGUGCACUGGCCGAGGCCCAAAGCCAAGACCAUGUCGGAGAAGGAUGCGCAGUCGGUCGACGGCUGUGCCAUCUUCUACAAGGCCAGCAAGUGGAUCCUGCUCGACAAGCAGCUCCUUGACUACGCCAACAUUGCCAUCAACCGGCCGGACAUGAAGAACCAUCACGACAUCUUCAACCGGGUGAUGCCCAAGGACAACAUCGGCCUCAUCUGCUUCUUCGAGAGCCGGCAGACGGGCGCGCGGGUCAUCGUCGCCAACACGCACCUGGCUUGGGAGCCGACGCUGGCCGAUGUCAAGCUCGUGCAGACGGCGAUCCUCAUGGAGAACAUCACCAAGCUGGCGGAGAAGUACGCUCGGUGGCCGCCGCUCAAGGAUAAGAAGAUGAUCCAGCUGCCGGCCGAAGAAGGCGAGGAGCGCGCAGACUUGCCCGAGCCGGGGCCGUCGCAGGAGUACAGGAACAACACCGACAUCCCGCUACUCAUCUGCGGCGACUACAACUCGACGCACGACAGCAGCGUCUACGAGCUUCUGUCCAUGGGGCGUGUCGCGCCCAACCACAGCGACUUCGGCGACCACCAGUACGGCAGCUUCACGCGCGACGGCGUCGAGCACCCCUUCAGCAUGCGCUCGGCCUAUGUGCACCUCAAGGACACCCCCGACGAGCUGACCUUCACCAACUAUGUGCCCGGCUUCGCAGAGGUCAUCGACUACAUUUGGUACUCGACCAACACGCUCGAGGUGGUCAGUCUGCUCGGCCCGCCCGACCGCGACCACCUCAAGCGCGUGCCGGGCUUCCCCAACUACCACUUCCCGGCCGACCACAUCCAGAUCAUGGCCGAGCUUGUCUUCAAGCCGAGGAAGGACAAGAAGGCAGCGGUGCCCGAGCCGGACUUUGGUGGCUCGGGGAGCGGGGACCGGAGGGGCUGAGGUGACGGGUUAGAGCUUCCUUGCGCGUCGAUUCACCGUCCGGGCAUUCCGAAGUCCUCCCCUUAGACAUCCCGGGUCGGUUUGGGUCUUCUGCGUUUGGGUGGUGGGCUCGAUUGGACGGGCCGGAAAGGAGGUGCUUCUUCGGGCUUCAA
Thermothielavioides terrestris NRRL 8126 is the source of this 2572-nucleotide messenger RNA. RefSeq lists its product as uncharacterized. The record is from RefSeq and is a predicted model, not a curated record. The coding region runs from base 108 to 2420 and encodes 770 amino acids. Gene Ontology annotation, biological process: nuclear-transcribed mRNA poly(A) tail shortening. Gene Ontology annotation, cellular component: CCR4-NOT complex; nucleus; cytoplasm. The transcript is spliced from 2 exons. Gene Ontology annotation, molecular function: poly(A)-specific ribonuclease activity; protein binding. Lineage: Eukaryota; Fungi; Ascomycota; Sordariomycetes; Sordariales; Chaetomiaceae.